Messenger RNA from Didymodactylos carnosus, 3318 nucleotides. NCBI's taxonomy places the organism in Eukaryota, Metazoa, Rotifera, Eurotatoria, Philodinida, Philodinidae. The record is from the annotation of a GenBank genome assembly.
AUGAGUAGCAUUAGUCCUAAUUGUCAAUAUUUAAAAGAAGAAUAUGACAAUUGUUUUAAUCAUUGGUUCUCGGAAAAUUAUUUAAAAGGUGAUAGAAUAGAUAAAUGUGGCGAAUUAUUUAAAAAAUAUCAACAAUGCAUUAAGGAAGCAAUUAAAGAACAUAAAAUACAAUUAUGGGAAUUACAACAAGAUUCAUCUAUUCCAACGGCUACUAAUUCAUCCAGUGGAACAGUUAUUGGUAGAGACUUAAAUAAGCGCUCAUUCUCCAGUUCAUCUCAGAAAUAUCAUGAUCGUCUCUCAUUACAUUCGGAUGAUAAUACAUUUGAUAAUAAUGUACUUGUCAAUAAUAGUAACAGCAAUAAAGGAGAAAACAAAUUGAAUCGACAAUCAUUACGCAAUCCCCAUUUGACAUCGACCAUUGUCUCAGAUACUCUCGAUUGCACAAUUCCUAACGAUAUAGUAUUGGAAAAUAUGAUGAAUGAAGAAAGAACAAGUAUGUCAAAAAAAACCAAUGAGAAAUCUUCUACAAGCAAGCACUCAACCGAUGCAUCAUCUAGUCGCCAUCGUGAAUCAAGAAAACGUCCAGCUUCGCCGUCUUAUCUUUCGUCGACCGACGCGAAACGAAAAUCUCAUUUAAAAAGUCCCGUACAAGAUUCAUCAUUAACAAAACAAUUUUCUUCUGCACAUAAUUUUCAUCAUCCUUAUAAUAUUUCUUCAGUACCAUCUCAUCAUCAUGUGUCGCCACGGUAUCAACAAUAUCAUCGUUAUCCACAUUCCACAUAUAUUCAGUCAUCGCGUACUAGAAGACCGGCCUUUUCAUCAAAUCAAUUUGAUUCAUCAUAUACGUCUCGACGAGUUUCAUCUUUCACAUCACAAUCACGUUCACCAUCACCUCGAACGCACAGUCAACAAAGUUCUCGAUCAAAACGCCCGCAGAUGCCCACUACAGACAACCGAACUACAUCUAAGACCUCAUCUAAAGCAGUAGUUUCGAGUAAAUUGUUCAAACCGAUGAGCUCCUCUUCUUCUUCAACAUCUUCAUCGUCAAAGUCAUCAAAAGCAUCGUCAAAGAAAAAAAAUUCAACCAAAGCGCCUGCUACCAAAACGUCAGAGUAUAAAGAACAAAAGAAAAAGUCAUCUAACAGGACUGAUGGUGAGGAAGAAAUAACGGAUACAUCAACGAUAAACGAUCUCGCUACAAUAAACACGCAGAAUGCUAAUACUGGCAAUUCGAACAUGUCAAGUCAACUACAUGUUGAAGACAGAGAGCCAUUAUCCCUCAACAGCAAUGCUCAAUCAUCUGAUUCAAAAGAUGUACAACCACACGCCGUGAAGGCAAAAGACAAAUUUCGUAACGAUGUUGAUAUCAGUGAAGACGGUUGUCAUGGUCGUCUUGACACUCUUAACGAUUAUGCAAAACUAGACCUCGGCUCUGCAUUAUAUCAGUAUAAAGGAAAUAAAAAUGAACCACUGACACCAACAUUGUUACGAAGUCUUGUUAUUCAGGAUAAAUACGGAAAAUCGUUGACAACACCUACUCCCCUUUGUUUAGCAGUACAAAACGAACAAUUGUCGACUACAUUAUUUUCAACAUUGAAUACAUCUUCCGUAGCAUUGCCGACAACAGAUACACCGCUUGUUGAUUUAACAGAAAUGUUAGACCUUGUUUUUUCGUCAAAAUCGCUACAACAAAACCCAUUGAAGAUUAUGAAUAGAAAUCAGCAUCAACAAUCAUCAUCAAAUGCUGUCGUUGAUGUGAAUUCAUUAUACAAAGAUAUUCAUGAAUUAAUUCAACGUCAAAUAACGAUUCAGCAACAACAAUUAAAACAAAAAGAACGUGAAAUGAUAUUGAAAGAAAUGGAACUAAUUGAACGUGAAAAACAACUUAACGAUCGUCUUAAACAACGAAUAACAACAGCAACAUCACCGUUAAGAAAUGAAUUAAUCUCGUCAGUGAGGAUGACUGAAAAUGAAAAAGUGAAAAAAAUACCAGUACCAUCAUCAUUAUUACCAACAAAAACAGCAAGCAUUAUAAAUAAUACCAAUCACCUUAAAGAAGCUAUGAAGCCAAUAGUUGAUAAUAAUGAAAAUAAUAUUGCACUUAAUCAAAAGAAAGGUGAAAAAAAGAAGGAAGAAAAUCAAUUGCUUCUAUUGAAAGAUGGUGAAAUUGCCAAAGCAACACCACAAAAAAUUGCGAAUGUAAGUGAUUCGGCUGAAGAAAAAGUAGAUCCAUCACAAAUUCCAAUGCCAAAUGAAAUAUUAAAACCGAAACUAAUAACUGAAAAACAUCCAUCUUAUCCAAGAAAGCUAAAAUCAAAUGGUGUUUCAGUGACAACAUCAUCGGAACCAUUUCGAUUUACUAUAAAAAAUAAUACUAUUAAACCACGUUCGAGAACAGCAGCAUUUAAUCCAACAGUGCUUUCUACAACGUUUCCAGCAGUUGACUUGUAUUCUGAAGAAGAAGAUCUACUAUCACCAUCACCACAACAACAACAAUCACAUUAUAGCGAAAAAACAUCCCUAUUAUCAGUUGAAGUCGACAAUCAAGCUGCCGCUGCUGGAUUAAGACGUAAAGUAGAAUUCACUAGUAACAAAUCACAAGAACAAUUACAAUCAACAUCAGUUUCACAAACAACCUCAAAUAAAAUUGCAACAACAACUAUACCAGUUGUUGAUUUACGUUUAACGUUAGAAAAAAAUCGAAAACGUACUAAAGAAGAACAACCAAUAUCUGAUAUAUCGAUAUCAGCGGAUGAUAAGCCACAAACUGAUGAAAAACAAAUAUUAGUGACAAAAAUAUUAAGCGUUAAAUCAAAGUCCAAUCAAGAAGUACAUGAUACAGAACAGGAAAAAGAGUUGUUGUCGAGACAAUCAAUUAGAUCUAUUGUUGCUAAAGAUGGUCAAUGUCAUUCACCAUUUCGUUCACAUCAUUCAUCCAUAAAAGAACAGCAAAGUAAAGAUUAUGUACAAAAUGGUGCAUCGAAAAAAACAAAACGACCGUAUUCAAUAAAUCAAAUGCCAACAAACCCGUCGUAUUCGUUCGAUCAUGUUCUCUCAGUUGUAGAUACUAGUCGAACGCAUUCAUAUGAAUCACAACAACAUAUAACCCAUUCAAGACAUACGCAUCAUCCACGACCAACAUCUGACGAGGCAGAUACUGAUCUUCAUGGAAGAUUAUUUCAUCCACGACAAAGAUCAAAUACAAAAAAUAAGCAAAAGUUAAUUAUGUUAUUGUCAGGCGAAGAAUGUCAACGGUUUCAAAAUCAAUUAGUUGAAUUAAAAAACAAAAAAUUAUCUACAAUUAGAGGAGAAGAAUAA